CGCCAGAAGUGCUUUUGUUGACGGUGGUGUCGUUCGAUUGCUGGGAGGACUCUCGUCUUCUUGCGAGCUACGAUAAGUCUCCUCGGUUGUUGACUACGGAACGCGAGGGUUCUGUCCUCCGGUGAAAGCUAAGGAUGCAUUCUACCUUACGCCAGUGCGUGGCGAUCACGGGCCGGAGACUGCCGAUCGUCGUUCAGCAACGAUAUGCCUCGGAAGCUUCUUUCCAAACAAAGCCGUACAAACUGCACAAAAUCAAUGAGGACGGACCGUCCACCUCGGUCACGGUGACCGCCGAGGACGCAUUGAAGUUCUACAGACAAAUGGUGGUGAUCAGGAGAAUGGAAACGGCUGCGAAUGCGAUGUACAAGAGCAAACUCAUUAGAGGAUUUUGCCAUCUUUACUCUGGUCAGGAAGCCUGCGCAGUCGGAAUGGAGGCAGCGAUUCGGCCGGACGACGGUGUUAUAACCGCGUACCGUGCCCAUGGAUGGGCUUACGUCCGUGGGGUGCCUGUCAAGGGGGUCCUAGGUGAAUUGACCGGACGCAAUAUCGGCUGUGCACGUGGAAAGGGAGGCAGCAUGCACGUGUAUUGUCCCGGCUUCUACGGAGGAAAUGGAAUCGUUGGUGCCCAAGUCCCUCUGGGUGCUGGCGUGGCUCUGUCCUAUAAGUACAGGGGAACCGACAACGUUUGCUUGUCUCUAUACGGGGAUGGAGCCGCGAACCAGGGCCAGGUUUUCGAAGCCUACAACAUGGCCAAGCUGUGGAAACUGCCGGUGAUUUUCAUAUGUGAAAACAACGGUUACGGCAUGGGGACGUCCGCCGAGCGCGCGGCUGCUUCGACGGAAUAUUACACCCGAGGAGAUUACAUCCCUGGAAUUUGGGUUGAUGGAAUGGACGUCCUGGCGGUGCGGGAAGCGACGAGGUUCGCCGUUGAGAACUGCCGCAAGGGUAAUGGUCCAUACGUUAUGGAGAUCGCCACGUACAGGUAUCACGGACAUUCGAUGUCCGACCCGGGAACGAGUUAUCGAACCCGAGAGGAAAUCCAAGAAGUUCGCCAGUCCCGCGAUCCGAUCACUUCCUUCAAGGACAGAAUUCUUUCGGGAGGUCUGGCUACCUCGGAACAACUUAAGGAGAUCGACCAGGAAGUCCGCAAAGAGGUCGACGAGGCCACUGAACUGGCUAAGACAUCCCCCGAGAUCGGUCUCGAAGAACUGUACGGAGAUGUUUACGCAACCCCGAUUGAGACGAAGAUCAGAGGCAUCACUCCGUUCGACAUCCACGAUCAUUUACCAAUCAACAAGCCGAUAAAUAUUUAAUGUAGACGGCUCCCUUCUCUACACUAGCUCUGCGCUUUUAAUGAAGCGGUCCCACGGAAUAAGUUUUUCCAUCGCGCAGCUGAUGUGCAAGCAAGAUUUUUCCCCAUUAGUCAAAGAGCCUGGAAUAAAUUGAGCCUCGGUGCCCUCUCCAACUCGCUCACCCUCGUUACGGUCGAACCGGAGGCUUCGGGAUCCGCUCAGCCAUUCAUCCAGAACAAGGACUAGAAUUGCGGCGAUUCGCGAAAGCAUCGAGAUGGGCGAGCUAGCAGCUCCUCCCCACCCGCAAUCAUCAUGUAAAUAAAGCUGAGGAAAAGCGUUCGCAUCA
Messenger RNA from Galendromus occidentalis (western predatory mite), 1638 nucleotides. RefSeq names its product pyruvate dehydrogenase E1 component subunit alpha, mitochondrial. Gene Ontology annotation, cellular component: intracellular membrane-bounded organelle. The transcript is spliced from 9 exons. NCBI's taxonomy places the organism in Eukaryota, Metazoa, Arthropoda, Arachnida, Mesostigmata, Phytoseiidae. Gene Ontology annotation, molecular function: pyruvate dehydrogenase (acetyl-transferring) activity. Gene Ontology annotation, biological process: pyruvate decarboxylation to acetyl-CoA. The coding region runs from base 135 to 1313 and encodes 392 amino acids. The record is from RefSeq and is a predicted model, not a curated record.